AUGACGGUGUCGAUUGAUAAUGCGGUCAGAUGGAUGGUCCUCAAGAGCAUCCAGAGUACUAACCGUAUCAAGAGUAUGACGCUCGCUGACGGUGACGGUGACGGUGACGACCAGACGAGUGUCAUCAAGGGAAUGGUCAGGGACUACACCAUCCGAAACUGUUGGAUAGGUAUGGCCUCAUCCAUCCAUCCAAUUCCAUCGUGUCAGUCUCCUUUGAGAAAGGAUCGUCUUUCGCUAUCGACUCCGAUCGGCGACAUCCAGAUCCAUCCCAGGUCAUGUCAAAUCCUUGUCCUCAUGGCAAACCUGUAG
This is a messenger RNA of Aspergillus terreus NIH2624, 309 nucleotides long. RefSeq lists its product as uncharacterized. Lineage: Eukaryota; Fungi; Ascomycota; Eurotiomycetes; Eurotiales; Aspergillaceae. The record is from RefSeq and is a predicted model, not a curated record. The transcript has a single exon. Bases 1 to 309 code for a protein of 102 amino acids.